UGCUGCUGGGGGCCCCCCUGCCCAGGACUUCACACUGCAGUCCCUGAGCCCUGGACGCUUGAUGUGGGGCGGGAAGAGACUUACCCAAAGCUGCAGCUGCUUCCCAUUUCUCUCCCUGCCCCGUGCUGGGAGCGUGACCAUUCCCUGGGCAUCUUGGGAUGCGGUAUUCACUCUCCCACCUUCUGUGUGCGGCCCUCCGCGUGCCUGGGCAGGGGACGGUGCCUCGCGGCAUGUCUCUUGGGGGAGAGGAGGGCAAUCGUGUGGGAGGGAAGCAGAGGGUCCUGAGACCUGGGGGCUGAGGGGGCCUGGGCCUCUUCUAGCAGCCACCACAUUGCCCUUGUCCUUCAGCUUCCUGGUGUCCCUAGUGUCCCCACCAGUCUCAGGGAGACUGCUGGCCGGUACUGAGGGGAGGGAGAGGGAGCAUCUAGGCCCGCAUGAGGACUGGACCCUUUUUAACCCGCAGCCCAGCCUGUUAGCAGGUGCUGGGCUUCCACCCCAGGCUGCCAGCUAGGGAGCAUGUGGUGAGGGCGUGGCCGCACUGGGCAGGGCUCAGGGUUGGGGUUGGGGGCUGGUAGCUAGAGGAUUGGUGUUUGGGGAGGGUUCCUAGGGAAGCUGCGUAUCUUGCACACACCUGGGGACUUUCCUAGCCAAGGCCUAGAGCUUUGGGCCCCAGGCCUCCCUGUUCACAGUGGCUUUGGGUUCAGGGUUCCCCUGCUUUCAGGGGGCCCUAGGAGGGGCUCCAGCCCCUGCCAACCCUCCUCACAGCCCCCCACGUUCCCCAUUCUCUCUAUUCCCUGCCAUGGUCUCUUUGGUGCCUCUUGCAGGCUCCUCCCAACUGUGCGUGAUUGGCAGGCUGCUUGGGCUGAAGGGCAGAAACCCUCCUUGACCUAGUUUUGGCUGAAAAGGGAAAUUGUGACAGGAUCCCCGAUCAGCUGGGUGGGAAUCACCGCUGAGCUGGGAAUGCAGGAGCAGGACACAGAAGGGGCCGAGGCAGAGCUGAGGGGCUGGGGCUGUACCUCAGGUGCACCGCACACGGGGAGAAGACCAGCCUAGGACAGAGCCCGUGUCGGAGCCGAGGGCUUAGGUACCGGCCCCAGGCAGCUCCUCUGGGAGGCACUGGCCUCGCUCCGGGAGGUGCAGGGCCCUGCACAGAGAGCUGACUCGCGCUUCUCAGGCACUCUGGUCCCAGCCCUUCACGGGCCAAAGGCCCCUGCAGUUCCCACCUGUUGGUAUGUCGUGUAUGAAGCAAGUGCGUGGGGCCAAGAGACCUGCCCGCAGGCUGCCCUCCUGCUGAGGUGUGCGCCCCUCACCGCAGACAGAACGUUCAGGGUCUGCAGUUGGAGGGAAGAGUGGUCCUGCCUGCUGGAGGGGCCUCAGUCGGGCCAGGAGGGUCCACAACAGCCCAUCAGCGGCCUGGGUGGGCCACGAGAGGGCUGGGGCCUCCUGUCCUUCCAGACAGCCUCUGGUUCUGGGCAGAUGUCUGUGUCCACUGCCGGAAGGCGGCACAAGUGGGCAGCGGCGCUGGGCCGAGAACAGGAGCACGUGCACACUUGAAGCUUCUCGUCCAGUUUGCAGUACGCUGUGGCCAGGCAGGGGAAGAGUGGGCAGGGAGACCCAGAGACCGUGUUGACAUGCCCCAGACAGCAGGGUGCACGGCUGGCCUGGCCACACUGUCCAGCACCAGUAGCGGCCAAAAAUCACUGCCCACGAGGAAAGUCUCUGAUAGGAAAGGUGGCCGCAAAAUAAGCAGAAACCGAGACUUGGAGAAAGCAGACGGUUCAGGGAGGAGAAGACAGGCAGGAAAGGAAAUCUGUGGUUAAUGUCCUCCGGGAGCUAAGAGAAGAUGCGUUCAGGAAACAAGAGCGUGUGGCUGUGAAGAAGCUACAUUCGGAGAAUAAAAUUAAGCUUUUGGGAAUUAAAAACAUGAUGAAAAUGGAAGGCAGAAAUGGAACAGAAAGUUGAGGAAAUCCUCCAGAAAGUAGAGCAAAAAUGCAAAUAUAUGGAAAAUAGGAGAGAAAAGAAUUAGCAGGCUAGGCCAUGAAGCCAGCAUUCGAAUAAGACAACCUGGAAAGAACGAACGGAGAGAGUGGAGUGGGGGAGUCGUGCAAUAAUCCCCGAACCUGCCCUGCAGCAGGAGCUGUUCCUGAUGGAGAGGCCCUCCAGGCACUGCACCAGGAAGACUUUGCAGGGGGGUGGGCAGGGAUGGUCCAAGGGGAGGCUGAGGAAAUAGGGUGGCCUUGCCUUCUCUCGCUCAAGCGAGAGCGCCAGAAAGCUCCAGUGGAAGGCACCCUCUGAGAAUCAGAACCCUGCCCAGAUGCUACUUGAGCAGGAGGUAAAGGCUCUUGUGGAGAAGCCACGAUCAGGAAGGGUGCGGUCCCACAUGGGGCCGAGGGAGCCCCAGGGUGUGCGGCAAGAGAUGUGGAGGUCGCCUUGGUGACUCGUGCCUGGAGAGCCAAGGAGACUCAAACCGCAGUGGUCGGUUACUCUGGGAAACAAAGCUGCUCAUGGACGGAGUGGGUGGGCUCUGGCAGCGUGGGUCUGGAGGGAUGGACGGGAAGGACUGGCCCUGUCCUUGCGGGGAGUAGGUGAGGAACAUCGUGGACACGUUAUUUAUCGAGAGAUAGAUCAAACCCCAUGUUUGCUUCUGGAGCAAGGGAGAUUGGGCGGCGGAGGGUGUGUGAGAAGUGCCCUUUACUUUAUGCCUGUGUGUGUGCCUGAUGAAACACUCAAGCCUAGUAACAGGUCCGGGGGUGGGUUUCUGCUUCUGGCCAUAUGGUAGCCUGUUACCCUGAAAGACCUUCCCACGCAAAAUACCUAGGAUCCCUGAUCAGUUUGACCAACAGCCUGACUGAACAGCUCAAGGAGGCAAAAGAGUGGGGGGACGAAGGGGCCGUGGAGGAGUAGGGGCUUGAGAGAGGAGCUGAGGGUUCUCGGGGCACCUGCAGCCCCGGUUUUAGCAGCCGUGUGGCAGGGAGGGGACCAGAGCCCACCUCGCCAGACCCUCCAGGGGCCCAUCCUCAGUGGAAGGGCUGCCCAUGACACAGAAACCUUCCCCCAGGAGGUAGUUUUCUUUCAGAAUUUCUUUAUGUUCUGUCUUGAGCACGUGUGAACAUGGCUGCCCUCCUGUAGAUGGAGGGCUAGGGUUAGUCUUUCUGCUGGGCUGCAAAGCCCAGGCUAAGAAAUUAGCCUUACAAGUGGACCAGGUUUGAGUUGUGAGCUGGGGCAAGUAAAGACCCCCGGGGCAGCUGCUGCAGCCCCUGCCUGGGCGCCGGGCUCUGCCCUCGGGAGGCCCGGCCGGGAGCCGCCGCCUCUCCGGGCCAUUGCAUCCUCAUCUCCCCCUCCACUGCCCAGGCCCCGUGGCCAGGGCCUGGCCUCCGACUCUCCUUCGUGGCCUCAUCGUCUCCCCUGACCCAGGGUCCAGGUCCUGCUGACCACUCGCAGGUCUGCAGCAAAGCGAGUCCCCAGGCUUACCUGCCUGGUAUCCACAGCACAGUCCCUUCCACAGACACAGACCCCCAGGCCAGCGCUCCCCACCCUUGGCACCCCGCCACCGUGCCCCCAGGUCUUCUUCCUACACGUGUCCUGGGGGGCCCACGCCUGCCCAGCACAGCGGCCCUUGAAAGCGUGUGGCACGCAUCUCUGUGAGGGGAGAGGUGGGCACAGCAGACUGGAGUGGGCCAGGCGUGGUGGCCUGGGGGCAUUUUGGGGAGGUUGGUGCCUGUACUGGUUUCCUUGGACCACCUCAACGACAGACCACAAAUUGGGGGGGUUAAAACAACAGAAAUGUGUUCUUUACGGCUCAGGAGGCCAGGAUUCCGAGAGCAGGGUGUUGACAGGGCCGUGCGCCCUCUGCGGCUCUGGAGAGAAACCUUCCAGGCCCCCUGGUGUCUGGAGGUGCCCGUGCAUCCUGGCGCGUUGGCUCGAGGCUGCAGCAGUGCAGCUCUGCCUCCGUUGUCCCCGCAUGUCUGUCUCUCUUCUUGUGAGGACACGGUCCUGUUGGAGUUGCCCGCCCCACACUGUGACCUCGUCUUGACUCUUUGCAUCUGCAAAGACCCUAUUUCCGAGAAAGGUCACGUUCUGAGCUUCUGCGAAGCACGCGAGUUGGGGGACCCUUCACGCCCGCACAGCGCUUUGGUCCCGAGCUUGGCCGGGUGCUCUGGAGCGUGUCUCGCAGGCAGCAUGGCAUGUUAGAAGGGGCAGGUGUCGCGCGGAAGCUGUGUGGCCAUGGGCCGGCCGCCGCUUACCGCGUGGGUCGCCACAGCUCUGCAGCGCUUUAGCGAGAGCACCCUGGAGUACCUGGCCGACCUGGACCAGGCCCCCGACCCCACGGUCAGGAAGGAUGCCUUCGCCACUGACAUCUUCAGCGCCUACGACAUCCUCUUCCACCACUGGCUGCAGAGCCGGGAAGCCAAGCUGCGGCUCGCUGUGGUGGAGGCCCUGGGGCCCAUGAGCCACCUGCUGCCCAGCGAGAAGCUGGAGGAGCAGCUCCCCAAGCUGCUGCCUGGAGUCCUCGGCCUCUACAAGAAGCACGCCGAGACUGUCCACGUGUCCAGGAGCCUGGGCCAGAUCCUCGAGGCGGCAGCGAGUGUGGGCAGCCGCACGCUGGACGUCCAGCUUGACUCACUCCUGGCUGCCCUGCACGCUCAGAUCUGCGUGCCCGUGGAGUCCUCGAGCCCUCUGGUGAUGAGCAACCAGAAGGAGGUGCUGCGCUGCUUCACGGUGCUGGCCUGCUGCUCGCCUGACCGCCUGCUGGCCUUCCUGCUGCCCAAGCUGGACACCAGCAACGAGAGGACCCGUGUGGGCACCCUCCAGGUCGUGAGGCACAUCAUCAACUCGGCCGCUGCGCAGAUGGAAGUCAAGCAACCCUUUAUUCUCUCCUCCAUGAAGCUUCCUCUUCUGGACAACAACAGCAAGGUGAAGCGGGCCGUGGUGCAGGUGAUCAGUGCCAUGGCCCAUCACGGCUACCUGGAGCAGCCUGGAGGCGAGGCCAUGAUCGAGUACAUCGUGCAGCAGUGCGCGCUGCCCCCCGAGGCGGAGCCUCAGAAGCUGGGCGCCAACAGCGAGGCCCUGGCGGCAGACAGCGUGCGGGCCAUCAGUGUCAGCACCCUCUACCUGGUCAGCACCACUGUGGACAGGAUGGGCGACGUCCUCUGGCCAUACCUGUUCGAGUUCCUCGUCCCCGUGCGCUUCACCGGGGCGCUGACCCCGCUCUGCAGGAGCCUCGUGCACCUGGCCCAGAAGAGGCAGGAGGCGGGGGCCCACGCCCUCCUCAUUCAGUACAACGGCAACGUGACCCUUCCAUCUCCCUACGCCAUGGCCACCAGGCUCCUGGCUGUGUCUUCCAGCCCCUACCUGGGGGACGGUCGCGGGGCCGCCUCGCUGCGCCUCCUGAGCGUCCUUCACCGGGACAUCCACCCUAUGCUGGGUCAGCGGUGGGCGACCGCCAUCCCCCUGCUGCUGGAGCACCUGGACGGAUAUACGGAGGAAACCCUGUCGCGGAAGGAAUGGGAGGAGAAGCUGCUGAUGUUCCUUCGCGACACUCUAGCUGUUGUGUCUGACAACACGUGGAUUUGCCAGCUGAGCCUGGAGAUGUGCAAGCAACUGCCCAGCUACAACGGGACGCCCCUGGAGAAGAACUUCCUGUAUAAAUGCAUAGGAACUACGCUGGGUGCUGCUUCAAGUAAGGAGGUGGUGAGAAAGCAUCUACAGGAGCUGCUGGAAACCGCCAGAUACCAGGAGGAGAGCGAGCGUGAGGGCCUUGCCUGUUGCUUUGGGAUCUGUGCCAGCUCCCACCUGGAUGACACCCUGGCCCAGCUGGAGGACUUUGUAAAGUCAGAUGUGUUCAGAAAAUCCGCCGGCAUUUUCAACAUUUUUAAGGAUCGGAGUGAGAACGAGGUGGAGAAAGUGAAGAGCGCGCUGAUCCUGUGUUACGGGCACGUGGCAGCGCGGGCCCCCCGCGAGCUGCUGCUGGCCAGGGUGGAGUCGGACAUCUUCCGGAACAUGUCCCAGUGCUUCAGUACCAAGGUUCUGGGGAUAAAGGUAGAGACCAAGGACCUGGGCCUGAGGCUGUGCCUCGCGCAGAGCGUUUGCAUGGCCAGCCAGGCCGUCCGCAGCAGCUCCCACGGCAGCUCCUUCCAGCUCCUGAGGAAGCCGGAGCUGGUGGCACAGAUGAUGGAGUUCAUCAAGGCCGAGCCCUCGGACUCCCUGAGGACGCCCAUGCGGAAGAAGGCCAUGCUCGCCUGCACUUACCUGGCCUCCCUGGAGCCGGCGCUGGAGGGGCAGGCGCAGGCGGACCUGAUCCACAGCUGCCUGCACAGCAUUAUGGCCGUGCUGCCUGAGCCCGAGGGGGUGGAUGGCCACCAGGAGCCACUGUACCUGGACACCAUGCAGGCCCUCAAGGACUUACUGACAAGCCUCCUUCAGCGAAACAUGACCCCCCAGGGCCUGCAGGUCAUGGUGGAGCACCUGAGCCCAUGGAUCAAGUCCCCGAGGGGCCACGAGCGGGUGCGGGCACUUGGCCUGAGCGCCUGCCUGCUGCAGCACUUCCUGAAACACCUGCACAUCAGCGCCCUGGUGCCCUUCCACAACCUGGGCCUCCUCCUCGGCCUCUUCUCCCCACGGUGCGCGGACCUAUGGCCUGCCACCCGCCAGGAGGCUGUGAGCUGUGUCUACUCCCUGCUCUACCUCCAGCUGGGCUACGAGGGCUUCUCCCGCGAUUAUCAGGACGAUGUGGUUGAGCAGCUCCUCACCCUCAAGGACGGCCUGGAGCACCCUGACCCCGCCAUCCUCUUCCACACCUGCCACAGCGUAGCCCAGAUUAUUGGCAAGCGCCUCCCGCCAGAUCAGCUCAUCAGCCUCUUGCUAACGCUGUUUGAGGGCCUGGGAGACCCCGACCAGAACUGUUCCCGAGCCGCUACAGUGAUCGUCAACUGCCUGCUGAAGGAGCGGGGCCACGUGCUCCUGGAGAAGGUGCCCGAGAUCGUGAGUGUGCUGCGCUCCAAGCUGCAGGAGACCCACGGGGAGCACGUCCUGCAGGCCGCACAGCACAGCGUGUACGUCCUGGCGGCCCGGCACCACGCCGCCGUGGUGUCCAGCCUUCUGGGCAGCCCCCUCCCCUUUGACAGGUCACGCCUGUCAGCGUCUGCCGCUGUCACCUCUCCCGGCCCGUCACUGUCAGCCUUUCUUUGCCCUCGCAGUUUAGCUCUGCUCACCCCUGGGCCGCCUGACUGCAGGCCACUGGGUCAGAGGAAGGGCCACACCUGCACCCUGUGGAGGGCGCUGGCCGUGGAGCCCGGCCUCGCCACACAGGUCCUGGGGCUGCUCCUGGAGAAGAUGAGCGGGGACGUGCCGUUCAAGGAGAGCCGGGCCUUCCUGCUGAGCAGCGCACCCGACCGCGUGGCCACCCUGCUGCCCCUUGCGGCCACCUGUGCGCUGUACGAGGUUGCGUCUGCCCCGGCAUCUGGGCCGGCGGUGCUGGAGCUCUACCCCCAGCUGUUCGCGGCACUGCUGCUGCGGGUCAGCUGCACCGUGGGUGUCCAGCUGCCCAGGAACCUGCAGGCCAAGGAGAGGAAGAGCGCCAGCUCAGGCCUGGCCUCACGGAGCCUCGAACCCUGCAGCUCCGCAGUGGAUGCGCUGCAGGCCGUGCUUCUCCGAGGCGGCAACGAUGACGUGGUGCAGCGCAUGGAACUGGAGGGGGGCUGGCAGCUGCUCAGGACCUCGGCCGGGCACGAGGAAGGGGUCACCCGGCUGGCCAGCGCCAUGGCCAAGUUCGCGGGCCCCCGGCUGCCCCUGAUGAUGAAGGCGCUCUUCGCCACACAGAGCAGCGUGUACGAGAUGCAGAGGGUCAGCUCCACAGCCUUCCUGGCCGAGCUGCUUAGCAGCAACACGGCGAACGACCUGAUGCUCCUGGAGUCCCUGCUGGACAACCUGCUGGCGCGGCAGAAGGACACGUGUGCCCGUGUGCGGAGACUGGCGCUCCGGGGCCUGGCCAACGUUGCCUCGGGCUCCCCGGAUAAGGUGAGGGGCUGGCCAGCCCUCUGGGGCCCUGUCCGCGGGAGAGAGACGGCAGAGCUGCAGCCAGUGAGGAGACCCAGGUGUGUGUGGCAUCCCCAGGUACGGGCCCACGGCCCCCAACUCCUGACGGCCAUGAUUGGUGGGCUGGACGACGGUGAUGACCCGCACAGCCUGGUGGCCCUGGAGGCCAUGGUGGGCCUCGCGAGGCUGCUGGACCUGGUGGAGGCCUGGGACCUGCGCUCGGUGCUGCUGCACGUUGCCAUCCGCAUCCGGCCCUUCUUCGACAGUGAAAAGGUGGAGUUCCGUUCUGCGUCCAUCCGCCUCUUCGGGCACCUCAACAAAGCCUGCCAGGGGGAGUGCGAGGACGUCUUCCUGGAGCAGCUUGUUGGCGGGCUCGCGCCCCUGCUGCUGCACCUGCAGGACCCCCAGCCCCCAGUGGCUGCUGCCUGCAGGUUCGCUUUGCGCAUGUGCGGCCCCAACCUGGAGUGUGAGGAGCUGGCAGCCAUCUUCCAGAAGCACCUGCAGGAGGGCCGGGGCCUGCACUUCGGAGAGUUCCUCAACACCACCUGCAAGCACCUGAUGCACCACUUCCCCGACCUGCUGGGCCGCCUGCUGAGCACCAGCCUGUUCUACUUCAAGAGCAGCUGGGAGGACAUCCGUGCCGCGGCCCCCAUGCUCACAGGGUUCCUGGCGCUGCACGUGGAGGCUGAGCGCCGGCCGCAGGUGGACCUGGAACAGCUCCUGGCGGCGCUCCAGCUCCUGCUCAAGGACCCGGCCCCCGCGGUGCGCGUGAAAGCUGCGGAGACUCUGGGCCGCCUGGUGAAGUUCGCCUGAGGCUCCCGUGGCAGCGCUGCCCCUACACGCAAUACCGGCCUUGCCGGCCCGAACCGAACCUCCGAGAUGGGGCCCUAAGGAGCCCCCUGCCCGAGGGGAGCCCCCAGGCCCACACAGCAAGGGAGGGCCGGGGCCACGAGGGUGGGCAAGUCGCUGUCCCCCCCCCCCCCAAUAAAGCCAUUUGCUGCUCA
This is a messenger RNA of Delphinapterus leucas (beluga whale), 9038 nucleotides long. Lineage: Eukaryota; Metazoa; Chordata; Mammalia; Artiodactyla; Monodontidae. The record is from RefSeq and is a predicted model, not a curated record.